Sardina pilchardus (European sardine) is the source of this 792-nucleotide messenger RNA. RefSeq lists its product as uncharacterized. Gene Ontology annotation, molecular function: phosphoric diester hydrolase activity. The record is from RefSeq and is a predicted model, not a curated record. The transcript is spliced from 2 exons. Gene Ontology annotation, biological process: lipid metabolic process. NCBI's taxonomy places the organism in Eukaryota, Metazoa, Chordata, Actinopteri, Clupeiformes, Clupeidae. Bases 1 to 792 code for a protein of 263 amino acids.
AUGAAGGACCAGACGAUAAAGAACCAGAGAGUGAUGAAGGAGAACAGCCAGGUGAGAAUAAUACAGAAACUGAGGAAGAACAACCAGAUGAAGUGCCAGGAACUUGAUUUACAAACUCAGCUUAGCACCGGUGUGAGAUUCUUUGACAUGGAGUUGAAGACAGGGAUUAUUGAUAAAACAAUCCUUUAUGUCAAGAUUGGAAAUAUCUUCAAAUAUGUCAAGUUCACAGAUGUUCUGAAUACUUUUAAAGUAUUUUUAAAUGAACAGAAGUUAGAAAUCUUGCUUUUACGCCUUACUCCUGACACAAACGCUGUUCACCUAGUAAAAAAACUGCUUAGUGAAGACACGUAUGUGUGGAUGGAACCAAACAUACCUUCCGUUUCUCAGGUCAGGGGCAAAAUAGUCUUGCUUCAAAGCUCAACCUUUCAUCUAGGGAUUGCUAGUGGCGUCACAUUUACAUUUCAUAAUGGAAAACCCAAGGAAGAGCAAUUGCCAGAAAACCUUAGCCAAGCUGGGAAAUAUUGUGCAAGUCACUUGGUUAUCACAGAUACCAGCACUACAAAUAUAUUUGAUGUGCCGGAAAAAGUGGCUGAGAAAUUCAACAAAGUGAUAGGUAAACAUCUAGAGGAGCUUUUACAUGACUCAAAUGGUCCAUCUUGUCUUGGAGUGAUUGCCAUGGAUUUUCCAAAUCAAGAGAUCAUCAAGAAAAUUAUUGCUUUCAAUUUAAGAGGAGCAGCAAAGUCAUCAUCAAAGAUGCAUAAGGAGAGGCAUGAAGCUAGAAACAGUGACUGA